Molecule: messenger RNA, 1624 nt
Organism: Arvicola amphibius (Eurasian water vole)
Lineage: Eukaryota; Metazoa; Chordata; Mammalia; Rodentia; Cricetidae
Gene: Cldn4
Product: claudin 4
Exons: 2
Coding region: 166-798 (210 amino acids)
Biological process (GO): bicellular tight junction assembly; cell adhesion
Cellular component (GO): plasma membrane; bicellular tight junction
Molecular function (GO): structural molecule activity
Source: RefSeq, a predicted model, not a curated record
GAAGGAGUUGCAGUGUUGGUUGCUGGUGUACCCGACUCAGGCACCCCUGACUGGCUUCGUGUCCCUGAGGCUCACCAGAAAAAGUUUUCUCAGCCCUCGGACUUCUAUACCUUCCAGAGAGAGACUUUUGUGAGCUCCAACCUUGACCCCUGCAGAGGCUGAGCGAUGGCGUCCAUGGGACUACAGGUGCUUGGAAUCGCCUUGGCGGUCCUGGGCUGGCUGGGCGCGAUCCUGAGCUGUGCGCUCCCCAUGUGGCGGGUGACCGCCUUCAUCGGCAGCAACAUCGUAACGGCGCAGACCAGCUGGGAGGGCCUGUGGAUGAACUGCGUGGUGCAAAGCACCGGGCAGAUGCAGUGCAAGGUGUACGACUCGCUGCUGGCCCUGCCGCAGGACCUGCAAGCUGCCCGAGCCCUCAUCGUCGUCUGCAUCAUCGUGGCUGCCGUGGGGAUGCUUCUCUCAGUGGUUGGAGGCAAGUGCACCAACUGCAUGGAAGACGAGACCACCAAGGCCAAGACCAUGAUAGGAGCCGGCGCCGUAUUCAUCGUGGCAGCCUUGCUCGCUAUGGUGCCUAUAUCGUGGACCGCACACAACGUCAUCCGCGACUUCUACAACCCCUUGGUGGUUUCCGGGCAGAAAAGAGAGAUGGGGGCCUCGCUUUACAUCGGCUGGGCGGCUUCUGGGCUGCUGCUCCUGGGAGGAGGCCUGCUCUGCUGCAACUGUCCACCUCGCAGCAACGACAAGCCCUACUCCGCCAAGUACUCCGCCGCCCGCUCUGCCCCCGCCAGCAACUACGUGUAAGGGACCUGCCCUGCCGUGGGCCACACUAACUGCAGGGGACAGCAAGCCCGGAUUGUGCUAAAUUUCUGCUUGGGGAACCAUCUGACCCCUUGGACACAUCUCAAGGCUCCUUACUCCGGCAAGGAUGAAUGUAAAAAUACUUCCUGGCUGCCUACAUCCAAAUUGCUCAUGGAUCCAGAGUUGAAAGCAGAAACUGCUGUGUACCGCAGUGGAGGGGGGUCGCUGGGUCCUGCUGGCCGGGAUAGCUCAGCUGUGACUCUGGGUCCUCCAGUGGAUGUCCUGCUCAUGCUGGCACCUCCGCUGACCCUUUUCUAUGCUCACGCUCUCUGUACACAUCUGUUACACCGGCGCCACUUUUGCCAUUGUGCCCCAUGUUUCUGAGCACACCUGAUCCUACCUGGAGCCUUGGUGUGAUGUGUGACUGUGACUGAGGGUGCCGUUGAGAGCCGAAUGGGUUCUGCCGUGGAACCCCAGUGACUGACAGUGAGCGGGGCUUUUACCCACCCACCUACCCUCGUAAUGGAGUUCUGUGGAGUGGAUAGACGGGUUUGAGGGAAGGGUGGAGGUGGAUUAAACUGGUCUGGGGAGUGCCGGUGCUGGGGACCUAGAAGCAGCCCAGGCUGUCCCCACCCCUUUCUGGUACUGUCUUACUAAAUACCCUGCUCCCCUGGGCGUCUUGAAUGGCCCCUCUGAAUUCCCUGCCUUUGUCAAUUCCAAGGAUGCUGGCCAGUUUGGGGCAGAUAUGAGGGGCAAUGUCGUGGCAGCGGGGAGUCUCCCGGGACUCCCCUGCCUUCUCUGUGGUUUCUUGUUUUGUAAUUUAAGGUCU